UUGGACGGUGCAGCGGAUAAGCUAUGUGCUGUGCGACUCUCCCCCCUUGCUCUUCACGACCCCCCCUCCAUUUUUUAUUUAUUUAAUUGGUCCCCCGGGAACAGGAGCAAGCGGUCUGGAGGCUGGGCCAGUUUGUAGCCGCACGCAUUUAAUUGGCUGACUUCACCGGAGGAGUUGCAAAACAUCUCCCAGCUCAGAAAAUACAUAUACCAAAAAGAUAAAAAAAAAAAAAUACCGGGUACCCAAGCUAUUAGAGAAACGCAAAGUUGAGUAGAGGCGCAUAUAACUUGCAUAGAGCCAAGAAAUGGUUUUAGAAAGGAAUUACUAGUAUUAUCAUUUUGGAAAUAAACACCCGCGAUCGUAUUGUUUAAGUACACCCCCUUCCAGUCCUUUGCAAAAUAGCCAAGAAAAAAAAACACAAGAGAAGCAUUGAACAAACCCUGGAGAGACGGGGACUGGCAAGUCCUUGCUUUUCGACAGCAACUGUGCGGCUUUGAAUUCUGGUGUCUAACGUUUUGAGAUUCCGGAUAAUAAGUGAAGGGCAAAAGCCAAUUAAUGGCAUUCUUCACAGAAUAACGGCGAUUCAUUCAGUGGUGUCUGAGCAGCUACAAGAGGGAGCGUGAAGGAAAAGUUGCCUCUGCGGAGGCUCUAAGCACAUCCUGUGGACCCCGAAACGGAACUGGUAAAGCCUGCGAAAAUGGAAAGUUUUUCCUUUCUUUGAAUGUAUUUGUAUCCUAACAAGGGGCAUCCGUGGAAUACGCAGAAGGCGAUUUGGAGUUGGUGGUCACGCUGUAAGAUUGGACCAGGUGCAGGGGUCGGCACGAAUCUGCUUGGACGAAGCAUUUUCAGGUGCUGCAACAGAAGAAUCGACAACUUAAAAUCCACUAGCUGGAACUGGGUGGAUAACUGGGGAAAUCGUGAUACGGAUUAUAGCUGGACCAUUCAGAACAGAAGUGGAGUCCCACGAAUCCUGACCGAGGAGCCGCUCAGUCCUAAAGCUCCCACCUGUCCGAAAGGUUAUGCCAAAUUGGAACUGAAUAUGGAGCUUUUCUGGAUUUUAUUAUUUUCGGCCCUUCAUUACUGCGUGAAAGGACAAGGAGUUUACGCUCCUGCAAAUGCUCAGAUUGCCCAUUCAGGCCAGGCCUGUGUAGUGAAGGAUGACAAUAUCAGCGAGAGGGUCUACACAAUUCGGGAAGGUGACACGAUGGUGCUGCAGUGCUUGGUGAAAGGUCACCCAAGACCAGUGGUACGAUGGACAAAGACAGCUGGCAGCGCAUCAGACAAGUUCCAAGAGACUUCCAUGUUCAACGAAAGUCUGCGCAUUGAGAAGAUCCAGCGGACGCAAGGGGGCCGAUAUUACUGUAAAGCGGACAAUGGGAUCGGGGUGCCUGCCAUCAAGUCCAUUCGAGUAGAUGUGCAGUAUUUGGAUAAACCAAACUUGACCGUUCACCAGACAAUAAGUGAUGUCCGUGGAAGCUACUAUCAGGAGAAAACAGUUUUUUUGAGGUGUACUGUCAAUUCCAAUCCCCCGGCUCGUUUCAUCUGGAAACGUGACUCUGAGGUGAUCACUCAUAAUCAGGACAAUGGGGUGGAUAUCUAUGAGCCUCUUUACACUCAGGGGGAAACAAAAGUGCUGAAGCUGAAGAAUUUACGGCCACAAGACUUUGCCAAUUACACCUGUCAAGUUUCGGUCAGGAAUGUGUGCAACAUCCCAGACAAGUCUGUCACGUUUCAACUUACCAACACUACCUCACCACCUUCAUUAAAGCUGUCAGUAAAUGAGACCUUGGUGGUAAAUCCAGGUGAAAAUGUAACUAUUUCAUGUCUAGUGAUCACCGGCGAGCCAACGCCAACCAUCUCCUGGACUCACUAUCCUGGUCCUAUGCCUCCCCUGGCACGUAUUCAAGGUGGAACAACCACACUGUGGAAUGUUCAAGUGCAGGACUCUGGAUAUUACAACUGUACCGCAGUCAACAAUGUGGGCAACCCUGCCAAGAAGACAGUGAACCUGAUUGUGAGAGACAUGCGGAAUAUUACAUUCCAGAUCACUCCAGAUUCAAAUAAGGACAGUGAAACGAUUGAAAUGGAGAAGGAUGUAAAACUUUCUUGCCAUGUAGACGCGCAGCCUCAGGACAGAGUGAACUAUACCUGGUACAAGAAUGGCAUGCCUGUACGCACUUCCAGCUCUCUGGUCAUCAUCCGUAACGACCUUGACCUCGCACCCGGCACAUCAAGCCUAGAGAUCCUUGACCUGAAGUUUACGGACUUGGCCACCUACAAAUGUGUUGCUUCAUUUCCAGGAACGCCUAUUCCUAAACUACAAAUAGAGAUGAAUGUCACUGACAAAAGUGUAAAACCACCCACUUUAACUAUACCACGUGGUCGUGGUAUAAUAACAGUGAGAGAAGGAUCUCGUGCAGAACUCCAAUGCGAUUUAACAGGAAAUCCUCGACCUCCUGUGUUGUGGUCCCGUGCAGACAAAGAGUUGCCUAUGCCCAAUGGAGAAUGGAUAGUGGAGACUAAAGAUGGAAGACUGCGUCUAGAGAAUGUUACUCGAGAUAUGACUGGCACAUACCGCUGCCAGACAGCAAGAUACAACGGGCUGAACAUCAAGCCGCGAGAGGCUACAGUCCAGCUGAAUGUUCAAUAUGCCCCUAUUGUAGAUCCUCAGUUUACAGACAAGCGUUUCAAAACUGGAACCAGUGCGACACUACGCUGUUCAUUGCUGAAAGGAAACCCCCAGGCCAUUGCCACAGCUACAUGGCGCCUUAACAACCGCUUGGUCCGGUCUGGUCAAACUGACUCAAAAGAUGUUUCAGAGUUAAAAAUCGAGGCUGUGAACCAGGAUACAAUUGGAACAUAUGAGUGUAUGAUUUCCAAUGAUGUUGGGUCUUCCUCUUGCAUUUUCUAUGUAUCUGCUAGAGCUUACAGCCCUGAAUUUUACUAUGACACCCCAAAUCCAAUUCGAGUGCAGAAGGAAAAAAACGCUUACUCCUUUCUUCUACAAUGGACCCAAAAAGAUGCAUAUGCAGUUGAUCCUGUAAUUGGGUACAAGCUGGACUUCAGACAGCUAAAGUACCAGACUUCCAUAUCAAAACAAAUUUCUUCCACAUUGAAUAGAAAGGGAGAUCUGAUGGAGUACACCCUUGACGGUCUAAAGAUCAAUGAGAGCUAUGAGGUACGGCUUACGCCUAUCACCAACUAUGGAGCUGGAGACCCCACCACACGGUUAAUACACUAUAUUGAGCCUUACAACUACCCUGGACCAACAGAUCGGACUUGUGGCUUUGAAGAUGAGAAGAUCUGUGGUUUCUCCCAAGACAGCAGUGACAACUUUGACUGGACAAGACAAAACGCACUUACUCAGAAUCCCAAACGCUCCCCAAAUACUGGACCUACAAAAGACCGUAGUGGGUCUAGUGAAGGGUAUUAUAUGUAUAUUGAGGCAUCUCGGCCCAGAAUGCAAGGAGACAAAGCUCGCCUUCUCAGCCCACUCUACAAUAAUACAGGAGUAAGGACAUCUUUCAAGAACACCUAUUGUGUCUCCUUUUACUACCACAUGUUUGGGAAGCACAUUGGCUCGCUGAAUGUCCUCGUACGAGUGAAAAAUAUUGGGGUUCUCGAUACACAGGUGUGGACACUCAGUGGAAACCAGGGUCCAUGGUGGCAGCAGGCCAAUGUCACUAUCAGCCCAAGUGGAUCAUUCCAGGUGGUGUUUGAAGGGGUGCGGGGUAAUGGAUAUGAAGGAGACAUUGCCAUUGAUGAUGUCACAAUUAUGCUUGGCAAAUGUAAGCCGGAUACCAAUGCAUCACCGUACACAGAUGUUAUGCUAAAUGGAUCUGCAACAAUUCAUUUCCUGCCACACAGCCACAUGUUCUUUGCAGUGGUUAUCUCAAUGAUUCUACUUAUUAGAUGAUAAAAAGCUACGGUUAUCUAUUUACCCGUUGCUCAGAAGACAACUUCCCUGCUUUAAUUUGUCUUUCUCCUUUCCCUGGACCGUACUCUCUCCUUCCCCCUUCUUGUCACCAAUCUUCGUCUAGUUAAUUUUUAAAAACAUUUUCAAUUAUACUAUUUAUUUUUUUCUUUUUCUAUCAAUUUUUUUUCUCCUCGAUUAUCACUCCCUCUCUCUUGCCUGUACGCACAUCUCUCACAGUCUGCAAACAUCUUUACAGACAUUAACCUUCUUCUUAUCUGCAUCUUCACUUUCCAUUUUCCUAUUCCAACAUACUUACAAGUUAGAUUUUUUUUUUCUUCACUGUUUUAUUUACCACAUUUGUUUCCUAACUACCCCAGGACACCAAAGUGUCACUAAAUUACCAAAGACUUUAAAGGAGUAUAAUAAAGGUGCAAAGGAGAGGGGAAGA
Molecule: messenger RNA, 4364 nt
Organism: Polypterus senegalus (gray bichir)
Lineage: Eukaryota; Metazoa; Chordata; Cladistia; Polypteriformes; Polypteridae
Product: MAM domain-containing glycosylphosphatidylinositol anchor protein 1
Exons: 18
Coding region: 722-3916 (1064 amino acids)
Biological process (GO): homophilic cell-cell adhesion; synapse organization
Cellular component (GO): plasma membrane; axon; neuronal cell body
Molecular function (GO): protein binding; axon guidance receptor activity
Source: RefSeq, a predicted model, not a curated record